Suillus subalutaceus is the source of this 360-nucleotide messenger RNA. RefSeq lists its product as uncharacterized. The record is from RefSeq and is a predicted model, not a curated record. The coding region runs from base 1 to 360 and encodes 119 amino acids. NCBI's taxonomy places the organism in Eukaryota, Fungi, Basidiomycota, Agaricomycetes, Boletales, Suillaceae. The transcript has 3 exons.
AUGUUUGGUCCUGAACUCCCGUUUUCACAGGCGAUUGCAUCGCCUCUGUCACGUAUCCCACUGUCGUCUCCCAUCGGACCUCCUGUCACGGUAUCCCUCGCAUCUCCCGUCACUGCAUCCCCGAGUAUGCCUGCUACGCCUCUAUUCGCUACACAGACACGUCCACUCACACUUCGUCGUGCCUUUCGGUACUUUUUUGCGAGUUCUUAUCUGUUCGUCCUGUUCGCCUCCACCCAACUCUUUGACCUCCCUCCUAUUUCUUCUGCCUAUCUCGUCACCACCCAUGCCUUUGCUGCUGACUGGUCUUUUUCAUUUCCAAUCGUCAAAGGACGCCCACACUCGCUCGCCCGUUCGCCAUGA